AUGGAGAAAGAUUCGUCUAUAACGUCCGACGAUGAUGAUACAGGUCAAUCGGUACAAUCUCGUCCUCCAUGUGCUGUAUGUGGUGCACCGUCUAUAGGGAGAAAUUUCGAUGCAAUGACAUGUUUAUCAUCAUUUUUUCGUCGUAAUGCCUAUAAUGAAAAUCUUAUUUAUACAUGUCGGAUAAGAAAUUCAUGUCCAAUAUCAUCUAUAACAAGAAGACAUUGCUCAGCUUGUCGUCUUAAGAAAUGUUUUCAUCAGGGUAUGAAAAAAGAACUUAUUCGAAGUUUGAAUGCAAUCAAUAAUGCUACAUCUACUGCAAUAAUAAAUCGACCACCACCACCACAACAACACCAAUCGUUAAGAUCGACUACUAUUGGUUCAAUACCUCAAACGAAUCGAUCUGUUUUAUCAUCUAAUGAUUGGACUUUAUUAACGAAUAUUCGCGGUGUUUAUGAAGAAUAUUGUAUUAAUAAAUUUAUUGAAUCCCAUGAAAUCAUUCCACUUAUACCACCUAUACAACCAUAUCGAUCACGUAUUAAAUUACAACGUUUACUUGAUCUUCGAUAUAAAUACACAAUUAUUGUUGCUUCAUUUAUAAAACGUAUUCUUCAACUAGAUUCAUUUCAUAUAUCAUCAGAACAUCAUUAUCAUUAUUUGAAAACCAGUUUUCCAUGUUUAACAUCUGUAAAUGUUAGUGAAUUAAUGAAAUCUAAAGUACUAGAAUUUUUACCAUGGGAACAUGAUCAAUUAGUAGUACAAGCUGUUCUAUCAGACGAGAUUAUUCUACGUGCAGAAACGAUUUUAAAUGCAUUUCAAACAUUUGCACCAUAUGAUCCAUUUAUUAUGAAAUUAUGGGUUAUUAUACUUGCAUUAUCAUCUCAAACAAUGCCUUUAAUUAAAAAAGAUCAAUAUAUUGCAAGAGAUUUUGAUUCUGUGCCAAAAAAUCUCUUGACAAGUCAAAAUUAUUAUCUAACACUUCUCUGGAAAUAUGUGAUAUAUCGUCUGGGUUAUAAUAAUGGUAUAAAUUUCUUAGUCAGAUUUAUUCAAAAUUUUCUUCGAAGACAAAAACUUGAAGCUGAUGUGAUUGAAGUAAUACAAAAUAGAGAUGAUCAUGGUCAACUUAUACAAUUUAUACAGAUGAAUCUAACAAUUUAG
Adineta steineri is the source of this 1155-nucleotide messenger RNA. The record is from the annotation of a GenBank genome assembly. NCBI's taxonomy places the organism in Eukaryota, Metazoa, Rotifera, Eurotatoria, Adinetida, Adinetidae.